Molecule: messenger RNA, 3936 nt
Organism: Closterium sp. Naga37s-1
Lineage: Eukaryota; Viridiplantae; Streptophyta; Zygnematophyceae; Desmidiales; Closteriaceae
Source: the annotation of a GenBank genome assembly
AUGGCUGAAGCUGAAGAGGAGGACGAUCUUGAGGUUCCCCUCGAGUUCAUCUGUCCCUUAUCCGAUGACAUAAUGCGCGAUCCGGUGAUCAUCGCGUCGGGACUUAGCUACGAGCGCGAUCUGAUCAAGGUAUGGUUCGCAGCAGGCCAGCGCGUCUGCCCGAAAAGCGGCAUGAAACUCGACCACACCGAGUUCUUCCCCAACGUGGCUCUUAAAGCCCUCAUCGCCGAAUGGUGCGAGAAGCACGACCUCGAUCUUGCGCCUCUCCCGGAAGGCCUCGAGGAGGAACUUGCCGCGCAAGUUCGCGCGCAAGACGAGGAACCGUCUCCGACGUCCUGUAGCCGCGGCAGCCCGGGAAGGAGAGGCGAGGGGGGCGCAGGGGGUUACAGGGAUGGCCCGAGACGGGGCCGACCUGGAGAUGACUAUGAUGACGCGGACGAAUCUCAGCCGUAUGUGCAGCGGUCCGCUAGCGCGGGGAGCGGGAGGCGGAGAGGACCGGGGGAUCGAGAGAGGGACGAGGAUAGCGGGUCUGAUAGGGGGAGUGGGCGGACUGGAUCGCGUACGCGAGAGGCUUAUAGCGAGGACGAGGACCGGCGAGGCAGGGGGAGUGGCGGGGGAAGGGGGGCCGCCGGAGGUAGUCGUUUGCAGCCGCGGAGUGAGGAGGAGCGGAGAGCGCGCACAGGGCGUGUGGCUGCGCAGUUGUUGUCGCGGCAACGGGGGAGAGGGGGAGGGGGAAGCGCGGGAGGAGGCACCGCGCGGGAACGAGGGAAGGAUGGUUAUAGAGACCGGGAGCGGGAUAGCGAUUCGGAUAGGGACGGGGAAGGACACCGCGAUCGAAACAGGGAUGGGUACAGGGACAGAGAUCGAGACAGGGACCGGGACAGAGAUAGAGCGAGGGAACCGGAUAGAGACAGGGAUCGAGAGAGGGAUAGGGAUAGGGACAGGGACAGGUAUGGAGAGAGGGACAGGGAGAGAGGAGGGGAGAGGGAGAGGGGCAGGGGAAGGGAUGAUGACAGUACGUAUUCACCUAGGCGGCCUCCUUCGGACCGAGGGGGGAGAGCUGGCGGGAGAGGCGUGGGAAGGGCUGGGCCACGAGUAGCGGGGAGAGGCGAUAAGGACGUGGGGAGAACGGGGAGAAAGGAGGCAGAGGAGAAACUAGGGGAGGUAGCGGAUGCUUCGGGGAAAGAAUCGGCUGCUGUGGAGGGCACAGGCGAAGCAGCAGCAGGAGCAGGGGAGGGUACAGCAGCAGGGGAAGGAGCAACAGGAGCAGCAGCAACAGCAGCAGCGGAAGGGGGUGCAGGAGACGCAGAGGGGGGAGCGGGGAAGGCGGAAGGUGAAGGCGCGGACGCAGCAGGCGCAGCUGAGGGGGAAGGAGGAGCGGGUCCGGAAGCAUGGGCGGACAGGAGAACCAUGAGUCUGGACGAGCGGACGAGAGAAGGGCAGGAACCGCCAGGGUCCCCAGCCGGUAGCACCUCAUUCGAGCGCCAGCUCACCUCCCCUGCCAACCCUUCUUCCGCAGGAGCCAAGGAGGGAAGCGGGUCCAGGCACAGAAGCUCUGGCGCUGCAUCGUCGCCUCUUAGAAAGCCCAGUAGUGGGGCUGGUGCGAGGAACCUGCCGCCCCAGCCGCGGCCAACCAGGGAUAAAACGCGGCUAGGGGGUGCCGGUGGGGCGACGGGCAGUGGGAAGGACAGGACUGGUAGCAGCAGCAUCACGGCUAGUUCGCCUAGGUCUCGCCCGCCGCUGUCCUCCCCUUCGUCCACGUCAUCGUCGUCGCCUAGACCGUCCCUUUCGUCUUCGUCUCGAUCGAUGCGGACGAUAGACGACAUGCUAGAUGCCAUCGAUCGCGGCUCGUCGGCUGACCGGGAAGAAGGGAUCAUGCGGCUCCGGUCUGCCCUGAAAGAAAGUUCCGAGGCGCGGCGGCGCGUGGUGAACCGGUCCGACGGGGUGCCGAUUCUGGUGGAUCUUGUGGAGGAUUCAUCCGCGUUAGUAGCAUCUGGGAGUGAAGGGGCGAGCAGAGAGAGCCGGAUGGAUGCUCCGGCUGUGCUAGACUGUGCUGUGUCGGUGAUUCUCCAGCUGACACAGUCUUACGAUGGGGCGCUAGAGGUGGUGGAUGUUGGGGGCGUGGGGGUUCUUGUGGAUUUAGUGGAUGGCAAGUGCAGAAAAAAGGGCGGAGGGAGGGAUGGGGGCAGCCCGAAAGGCGAUGGCGACGGUGCAGCGAGCAAGUUUUCGGAGUCGGUGCGAUCAAACGCAGCGGCGGCGCUGUUUGCGAUUGCUACGUGUGACGAUGAUGAUAAGGAGGAUGAGGACGGGAGGAGGAGGCGGAGCAGCAGGUACCGGAACAAGAUCCUCCGAUGCGGCGGCAUCCCUCCGUUGCUCAAGCUGCUCAAGUUGGAAGCCGCUCGGUGCCGGAAAGACGCGGCUCUCGCGCUCUUUGCCCUCUCAGACGACCCGGACUGUGCCGAUGAGAUAAUCCGGGAGGGCGGGGUGAGCGUGCUGGUGGAUUCAUUGUCGGACAAGCGGCCAGGAGUGGAAGAGAAGGCCAUGGCUGUGUUGGCGAAUCUGGUGAAGUCUAAGGAGGGGCAGGCGGCUUUGCUAGAGGUGGAGGGGACGCUGGUGAUGCUGGAUGUGCUGGAGAGUGAGUCGGAGCGUGCACAGGAAGAAGCACUGUUCAGAAUGGAGGAGAACGUUCCUCCACCGCCCGCAUCUGCAGGCCGACACAAAUCCGCAGGACUGCAAGGCACACCUGGCAAGGUGGAUCAUACUCUCAGCCGUCCCCCGUGGUUGCUGCAAGGCGGGGCUUCGCAGCGCGGCGAAGCGUCGUCGCCGCAGCGAGGCACGCCAAGAGCAGUGCUUGCGCGGCUGACAGGCAACGUGGUUACUACACUGCAAUCGUGUCGCACGAGAGCGGCCAAGACUCCGAGUGCCGCCACCAGGACACAUGCCAAGUCAGACGACUUACAGAUCCCGGUGAUCGUGAGGGUGGGUCCGCUCACAGGCUCCGAGGCGCAGUGUGUGACAGAGGUCACGCCCACUUCACUCAUUCUCGCGACCCCGGACAGGGAAGGCGAGCGGGUAUGGCAGGCGGGGCGGACAGGGAAGGCGAGCGACAGCACAGGAGGAGCUGUUCGAGCUGGCAGACUUAUUUCAGGAGCCUCACAGGUUAUCCCCUCACUCCUCCCCCCUCCCCCACUCCUCCCCCUUCCAUCCCCCCUCCCCCAAUCCCCCCUCUCUCCUUCCCCCUCCCCCACUCCUCCCCCUCCCCUUCCCCCUCCCCCACUCCUCCCCCUCUCCCGUUUCCCCUCCCCCACUCCUCCAUCCCCUCGCUUUUCCAUCCCCUCAUUCCUCCCCUUCCCCUCCCUCUCCCCCCCAGCAGGAGGAGCUGUUCAGCGGGCAGACUUCUUUCAGGCGCCUCAGGCCAUCCCCUCACUCCUUCCCCUCUCCCUCCCCCGCCCCGCCCCCCUCCCCGGUCCCCUUCCCUCCCUCCCCUCGCCAGGAGGAGCUAUUCGAGCUGGCAGGGCGGCCCAUGGCCGAGAACUGCAGAUAGUUGGCUUUGAAGGAGGAGCUAUUCGAGCUGGCAGGGUGGCCCAUGGUGGAGAACUGCGUGGCCGGCUACAACAGCACCCUCUUCACCUAUGGCCAGGUGCGCCCUCCCCCAGGUGCGCCCUCCCCCAGGUGUGCCCUCCCCUAGGUGCGCCCUCCCCUCCUCUCUGUGGCCAGACGGGUAGCGGAAAGACGUACACAAUGUUUGGAGCUGACGUGGACAGCAAGGCUGACGUGGAGGUCAGCACGAAAUGGGGGGUGAUCCCGCGUGUGUUUCAGCUGCUCUUCUCCCCCAUUGGACAGGUGUGUGCCCUUCUCCCCCAUUGGACAGGUGUGUGCCCUACUUCCCUCAUCCUACUGCCUCCUGAAUGCGUGCACCUGAAUGCGUGCACCUGA